UUAGUUGCGCGCAGGUUCCAUCUUUCUCUCCUAGUUCGCAUAUCGUCUCACGUACGCAACUUCGAAACGAAGUCACACAGUUUUUUGCACUUGUGUCUUAUAACAUAAAAUAUCGAUCAUGGCCCCACCAUCAUAUAAUGAUUUAGGCAAAAGUGCUCGAGAUUUAUUUUCCAGUGGAUAUCAUUUUGGUCUAAUUAAAUUAGAUGUAAAAACAAAAACAAAAUCAGGUGUAGAAUUUUCUAGUGGUGGAGUAUCUAAUCAAGAUACUGGAAAAGUAUUUGGUUCUUUAGAAACUAAAUACAAUAUUGAUGAUUACGGAUUAAAAUUUAGUGAAAAAUGGAAUACUGAUAAUACCCUUGCUACUGAUAUUACUUUUGCUGAUAAAUUGCUCAAAGGUCUUACUCUUGGUUAUGGCUGUACUUUUUCUCCACAAACUGGGACAAAAACUGGAAAAUUAAAGACAGCUUACAAACAUGAUAAUGUGUCUGCAGCUGCUGAUUUUGAUCUUAGUCUUUCUACUGGUCCUUUGGUAAAUGCAUCAACUGUUGUAGGAUAUCAAGGUUGGCUAGCUGGUUAUCAGGCCUGUUUUGAUACGCAAAGAAACAAACUUACAAAAAACAAUUUUGCACUUGGAUAUACUGCUUCAGACUUUACUCUUCAUGCAGCAGUGAAUAAUGGCUGUGACUUUAGUGGCCUCAUUUAUCAUAAAGUAAAACCAGAAUUAGAAGGUGCAAUUAAUUUGGAGUGGAAUUCAAGUAAUAAUGUAACACAAUUUGGAAUUGCUACAAAAUAUAAUCUUGAUAACGAUGCAUCUAUUAGAGCUAAAGUUAAUUCUAAUCUUCAAGUUGGUUUGGGAUAUCAGCAAAAAUUACGUGAUGGUGUAACUUUGACACUUUCUACAAAUAUUGAUGGAAAGAACUUUGGAUCUGGUGGACAUAAGAUUGGUCUUGCAUUAGAUCUUCAAGCUUAAAUAUGAUUACAGACACAAAAGGACUUGAUUCACUUUAAGGAUCAUUUUAUGAUCUUUGUGUCAUAAAACAGUAUCACAUUACAUGCUUCAGAUAAAAUAUUGCCUAUAACAUAAAUAGGUUUAUCCCAAAAUAGAUGCCACAUAUAAUAUGUAUGAAAACGGUAUGGUAACAAUAUCUUAUCAUGAACAAUACGAUUUAUAAAUUCUUAAAUGAAAUAGAAGUGUAUUAUUUUUUGUGUAUAAUUCUCUUAUAAUAUUCGAUUGGUGCAGCCUGUUACCAGUUCCUGUUAAAUAUACAGUCUUAUAAAAUCAAAGAUUAAUUAAUUUGAAUUUAAUUAUAAAAAAUAUAAACACAUAUAAAUAAUAUUAAUUAUAAAUACGGAUAAAAUUAAGUUAGGAAGAAAUUGUCUUUAAUUUUUAUUGGAAAUACAUUUUUAAAUUUAAUAAUAAAUGUUAUCAAGUUUCAAAAUAAUUAUAAAUUCAAUUUUUUAAAUAAAAAUACACAAUUUGCUGCACAUGAUACAUUUGGUAGCUACACAAAUAGUUUUAAUAAUCGAAUUUAUUGUAAAAAUACUUGCACUUAAUAUUAUAUCAAAUAAAUAAUUACAUACAGGGACUUGAAAUUAAAUAAUGUCAAAUAUAAAAUAUAAUUACUUUUCUUUUACAAAAUGAUUCAUUUCUACCUCUGUAAUUAAUAUAAAAUAAUACUGCCGGUGUAGCUAUUUUAGGGUUGAAACCUAUUAUGAAAUAUAUGUUCAGUAUGAAGAUUCCAAUAAUUUAAAGUCUGACAUCUUAUAUAAAGAUUUCACAUUUUUAAGAUAAUAUAUUAAGAUACUUUUUUUAAUUAUAAAUAAUUCCAAUCUUUUUUUAUGUAGCAAACUUGUAAUGCAUAAGAGGUUUGUACUCAUACAAUUUUAUUCUUCUAUACAACAGUUGUUAAAUAUUCAAUCAAAUCUGAAUUAAAUUUCAAUUAAUUCAUAAAAUAAAGAAAAUUUUAUUUUAUAUGCAGUGUGAAUGCUUUAUUUACAUGAGAUAAUUACAAUAUUCCUUUAAUUGGAAUAUGCUUUGCGUGAAGUUUAUAACAAUUGUAGGUGAAUGUUGAACAAAUGACUUUAAGUGUGUUUUUUAUCAAUAAAAAAUUUUUUCUAUA
This is a messenger RNA of Apis mellifera (honey bee), 2120 nucleotides long. Its product is annotated as voltage-dependent anion-selective channel. Gene Ontology annotation, molecular function: voltage-gated monoatomic anion channel activity. Gene Ontology annotation, biological process: monoatomic anion transmembrane transport. The record is from RefSeq and is a predicted model, not a curated record. The coding region runs from base 119 to 970 and encodes 283 amino acids. The transcript has 6 exons. Lineage: Eukaryota; Metazoa; Arthropoda; Insecta; Hymenoptera; Apidae. Gene Ontology annotation, cellular component: mitochondrial outer membrane.